Haplochromis burtoni (Burton's mouthbrooder) is the source of this 12351-nucleotide messenger RNA. RefSeq names its product pleckstrin and Sec7 domain containing a (gene psda). The coding region runs from base 3632 to 8710 and encodes 1692 amino acids. Gene Ontology annotation, biological process: regulation of ARF protein signal transduction. The transcript has 19 exons. The record is from RefSeq and is a predicted model, not a curated record. NCBI's taxonomy places the organism in Eukaryota, Metazoa, Chordata, Actinopteri, Cichliformes, Cichlidae. Gene Ontology annotation, molecular function: guanyl-nucleotide exchange factor activity.
UGACGUAGCUCAACGACGCGUUACGUCACCAAAGAUGCGGAAGUUGGAGUCACCGUGGAGAACGUAAACUAAUGUCAAGCAAGCGCCUGAAAAAGCGAGCAAAGAGCAGCGGAAGCGCGAGAACAAGGAGCCGAGCGGACUCUUCACCUCCGGCUGGACUUUCACUGCUUCCGCCAUGGAACCUAGUUCACUUAGCUAGCCGUUACAGUUACUACUCCCGCACUUCGCCGUUACAUCUGUCGUUACAGACAGCGUUACCGUGAAAUGGAGCGAGCGGGUGACCUGGAGUCCGCCGCGGUGCCGCCGAGCUGCUGCAGGGGUCUCUGAAAGCUGCAGACCCCGCUGCAUCCCAUCGUAUCCCGGAGGUAAGUGGACUGCGUGCGAAUCUCCUUUGAAAAACAUGACAUUUUGAGAUGAUUCCCUCAUGAAUGAAAUUUAACAAGCGGGAGAACAAAGCUGGGGGUCUGCCCCCGGGGCAGCAGCACCUGCCCAUUAUUCCGGGGUACGUUUGACCCCACAAACAGUUUGCCAUCAGUCACAUUUCUACUUUUACAACCCUCCCCGCGCCUCUUCACAAGGAUGGUCCACCCUGCCGAGCGGUGCCAACAGCGAUGCCAGGCUCUUGGAAAAGUCGACAUUUCAGAUCAUUCAGGGCUGCUGAGUCGAUGAAGUGCAUGCCGGACAUGAAAAUGUCUGCCUGUGAUGUAAAUGAAAGGUUUAGUAUGACACGCAGGGAUGUGAAGUGUGGAUUUUACUGGGGGAGUGGUAAAAACACACAUUUCUGAAAGGAGUUUGGGCUGCUGCCGACAACAGCCGGAACCAGAGCUCUAAAAAAGCAGCAAAAACCGACCCUUUGUUCUUGAAAAGGCUUCUUGCUGUCAAAUAAAGUCCCAGCGAGCAUGUUUAAGUUGUGUGGAUCAGAUUUGAGGUCAUUUAAAGAGAAACUGCAGCGGGUCCCCGUGUUUAUCCGUGUGGAUGUGGACAGGCGAACAGUGUUCAGGCUGUCAGUGCUCGCCUUGAAGCUGCUAACAAACCCAAACAGUGUUCGUGAAAGUGGAAGACUCGAACACGAUGAGGUCAUUUCUGAAGUUGUUGCGUGCUUUUUGUCGUUGCUGCGUUUCAUCCCUACAAACUGCACGAGUUAUUUUCAGUUUCUCUUUGAUGCUUCUCAUUUCAUCUCACAAAUAAAAGCAGGAACUCUAUCGCACGUUUCACGUCUUCACUUCAACGUGAAAUUAUUAGUUUAACGCUUUUUAAAGUAAUCCAGCACACAGCAGGCCUCAUCACGAUCACUGAUAUCAGGAUGGAACAGCUCUGUGAUUAUUAUUAUUAUUAUUAUUAUUAUUAUUAUUACACGGAGAGUUAGAAAGCCUUUAAGCAGAGUGGAGCAGAGAAAAGACCUCAGCCCGAACAUCUCCAGCCUCAUCCAGCUUCUUCCCCUUCAACAGAUAAACUGAAUUAAUUUUAGAAGCGAUUCUUGUAUCCAAACAUUUCAUUUUACCUGUAAAAACCAGAAGUGCAUCUUCAGUAUGACUUUAUUCUGAAAGAUGAAGUUAUGUAAAAACCUACAACUUUUAAAAUGUUACAUUUCUACUGAUAGUUGUUUAAAGACUUAUGAGGAAAUAAUAAUGUUGUAAGUGACUUGUUGUGGCCCACAGGCAGUAGGAGCUCACAGUGAGAAUCACUGACCUAAGGUUGGAUUUUUAUUUUCACGAGAGUGAAUUUAUUGAAACGAGAGAACGUUUGGAGUGCAGGAGGUGUGGGACCUGACAGCUGACGAGGCACUAAUGAGUCCACGGGACGAUGACGGGGCUUAAAGGUACAGCAGCGUGUCGUCAGCAUAGCAGCGAAUAUCCUGUGUAUCCUGGUCAGCAGUAGUCUAAGCACAGACGGCCUCCACGUGGCAGCCUGGUCAGGUGAAGCACCUCAGCUGGGUCCUUCAGACGUGGAGGACUGAGCUGCACAUCCUGGCUCCACCCCUCAGAAGAAGCUCAUUUCUGACACUUGCACCCGUCCUUCUGUCACCACCCUAAGCCCGUGGUCAUAGAUCAGGGUAGGAACGUGGUUCGACGAGUAGCCGGACAGCUUCGGCUUCACUCUCAGGUCAUGGCUGUACGAGUCUGUCUGCUCAGCUGUUCCCUCACCCACGAGCAGAACCCAGAGAUGCUCCCAAAUAGGCAGCUGAGGACUCGGAGGUUCUCAUUCUCAUUACAGCUGCUUCGCAUUGAGCUGCAAAACACCGCAGAGCGAGGCAAGACCACCCAGCCAGAAACCAUCCUGCACCUUUGUUUUAAGAAUGCGGAGCGAUAAUAAACAAGUUCCUCUGAAAGUGAGCUCUUGGAGGACGCUGUGCUUUACAGGAGAAAACGAUUACACUGCUGUCGGUCUAAGCGGAGGCAGAGACGAUGCUCAGGUCUACAAGAACGAGCACUCAACACACACCGAACUCGCUGAUAUCAGACAACAGGAUCACUGUAGUGUGUCACGCAAAAGUAACUAAUGCUGCAAAAACUCAUGUUUAACUUAUAAUUGAACCUAUAAUUUCAGCUGUUACAAAAGACGUCGGCACCUCAACAAGGUUUCAGGAAACAGGAGAUUAAAAAUGAUGAAUGAUAACAGGAAAAAACAAGUGUAUAUUUUUGUGAGUUUGGGAUAUUCUUCAUCCUGGACCUGGAUCCAGAGUGGAGCCGACCAGCACUCCCAGCAGCUGCGACACAGGUAAGAGGACCCCUGCAGCUUGGCUCAGAUUAUUUUGCAGCUGCGUAUUGAGUGAAUCUGUAACCUUCUGCUUGUUGCUCCUUUGUUUCCCAGCUGUCUCCGCGAGUAACGUCCUCGCCUCGUCUCUGGAGGGGGUCGGCAGGAGUGAAAGACUCAAACAGGCCACGAAUGUAUAAACGUACCAGCUUGAUGUGUGUAUGUGCUGAGAGCACGUCACGCGGUCACUGGGCUGUCAGAAGAGCGCCCCCUGUGGAGCAGCUGCAGUUUUCCCCUGCAGGUGUACGCUGAUGUAACGCGAAGAGUGAUGAGGUCACAGGCUGUGGGCCGGUCCCGCUGCAGUGACGCGUGACAUCACAGUUUAAUCAGCCUGUAAUUCUGCACAUUAUCCUGAUACUGGACACCCCGCGCUCCCCCCACCUUUCCUAAGCUGCCAUCUGUCACAGCUGCCCGUCAUUGGCUGUGAAGGAGCCGGGUCUGCAGACGGCGGAGCGCCCGAUUGGCUGGCAGACUGUCUGGAAGGAGGAGGGGUAGGCGGGGCGUCAGCUGAUUACAGGAGAUGGGAAGUAGAGGUGGAGGAAGACGAGGAAGAGGAGGAGCUGAGCGCAGUCUGUAAAUCCACGAUGAGCCGGCGCUGCUGCAGACAACAAGUGUUCAGAGAGGAAGAGGAGGCCGAAGGAGGAUAAAACCAGCUGUAGCACGCAGAGAGGCGGGUUACCACGGCAACUGCCGCAGCGAGGACACACAGGUCGAAGAGAAGAUGUGCAGCUGCAGGAUGGAACUGGUACCCCAGUCCUGCCCCUCACCAAAGACUAGAUGAAUUCUGUGCUGGACACCAACAAGUCUAAGGACCUUUUGGACUAGUAGCACAGGUCCACAGCAGGGAACUCUGGAGCAUUUUAAAGGAAGGGCAGAUAUGUCCCAGGCCGGUAAGGUCCUCCACCUGUACGUUGAGGUGAGGUCUGUUGCUGAGGAGGAAGGUAAGGUGCCGGGCCGAGGAGAUGAUGGUUCCAGUCAUCUGAUGCUUCAAUGUCCAGAUGUUCUCCCUCACUCUCAGAGGAGCUCUGCCUACUCCAGCCGGAACCCCAGUCCGGAUCUCUCUCCGAUACAGCACCACAUGGGGGGCGAGAACCACAGCUUGCCUCUCUCAAAGACCUCCUCCAGGCAGUCGGUCAACUUCCGGUCGAACGCCCAGCUUCAAGAAGAUGCACUGCAUGACAGGUUUGGGCAGUUACUUGAAGUCCUUACACCGGGAAUGACCGUUCCACGCCACCACGGCUCACUUGGACACAUCGGUUCCUCAGACAUGAAUCCCCACCAGAGGAGGGUGUUUAUCUCACCAUCAUCAACAUCCUCUGGGAGGCUGACUGUGCCCUCCACACCAGUCAGCGGUCGCAGGUACUGCGAGGUCCCAGGGGUGGAGGGCAAUGAGGGGAGGAAAUCCGUGGUGUCGUUUAGCUACAUAGAGAAAGCAAACGUUCACAACACGGCCGCCCGCCGAAAUUCUCUGUCUCAUAAUGAGCCGGACAGUCCUUUCAAGGAAAUGGGAAGCAGGAAGGUGCUGCCCGCUCACCUUCGGAAGAGGCUCAGCGAUCCAAUGUCGUACAACGGUUACCUGUCACAGAGCCACACCUGCCCGGCUCAGAGUCCAGCCCCACGGGGCUCACCUUACCUGCAGAGAGCUAACCUGGACUCAGCGGCCAGAGGUGCCACCUACAGGGCCCUUGAGGAGUUUGGAUCUCCAGAGCUUAAGCGCAGAUUUGGAGGUCACCAAUUUGAGAACAGCAGCCCCUCCCUGCCUCGGCAUUAUCAGCCUUCUCGCUGCCAGUCCUGGGGGGGCUCACCUGACCUGCCCCGCAGCACCCUCACCCUGCCGUGCAAGACCCAGCUCAUGGAACUGGACAGGACCCUCUCCCGUAGUCCAGUGAACGGGUUACCCAGAAGUCCUGCCUCCAACCAUCUGUGUGCCCACACUAGCUGCUGGUCUUACUCUGCAGAUCCAGCUGCUAAACUGCACUCCAAUGGCCCGACUCCGAGCAAACCCAGGCCGUGGAUGGGAGACGAGAGCCCCAGACACUCGAGUAAAUUUCACCCACCGUUACCUGCAGGGAGGCCCACAGACAUCCAGCAUGAGGUUCAAACUAACGUAUUACCUGCCUGCACACCUGGGACCUCUCAUCACAGUGCCCGUAAUGCUAACACUACCAACACCAGCCAAAAAGCCACAGACGGGAUAGACAGCAGCUUAAGCAAUAAACUGAAUUUAACCAGCAGGAGUCCCUACAGGUUGUCACGCUGCAGCAGAGCGAGUGACGCAGCCAGCGAUGUCAGCGGCAGGAGGAGUGCCUCCCCAUCCUCAAACCUCGAUGUGGCUUCUAAGUUAGCUCUGGAGGCCAGCAGACUUUCCAGCAUUUUUGCAGAGAGACGAACUCCGACUCCUCCUGAGUCUUUUCGGCCCGAGAGUCCCAAGACUGCACGGAAAGAAUCACAACCGUACUCCGCCCUUUAUGGACGGAGCUCCCCUGAGCUUUUACAGGUGGAUCCCUGGAACCACAGCCGGAAAACUGACAAGGAAGUACCUCACACUAAACCAGGACGAAUCUCCCCAGUCUCGUCACAGAAAGGCCUCUCCUCACCAGCAUCGCCAGCCAUGCCUGCUAGAUUGUACCGUGCAGCUGCCUCUCAGUCACCUGAACUGGACCCACGGCAGAAACGGAGCGCAUCACCUAGUAAGGACAUGUCCUCCCUGCACCGCUACCAGCCGCCACAGUACACCGGAGACCACAGGUCACCAGGCGUGGAGCGAAGACCGUACGAUCACCUGUCUGAGAGAUCACCCAGAGACAGCCCUGAAAUCACCAGGAAACCUGUCUCCAGACCGACCGUGGAAGCUUUGCCUGUGAGCUGGACCUCCAGGCAGCAGGAGUGGAUGGAGGACAGGAGCGAACUCAAAGAAAACUACCGUCAGGCACCUCCCAGAGUUUACGUUUCACACAAAGACGAGAGUCGUGAAAAGGAUGGGGGUGAUAAAGGGGUGAAGACAUCGGGGCAGGAGCAGCAGAGGCUGGGUGUGGGCGUGACCAAGGAUCAGACAGAGGACGUCCAGGACCACAGCGGCGGUGCCGGGCCGUCCUCUCACAGCUCCAGUGGAGUGACGGGGAGCCUGAGGGACAGUCUGUCCCCGGAGACCUCGAGCCAGUCGAGCCACGAUACGGCAGACGGUGGCUCCGGGAUGCAGUCAGACGUCGGAUCAGCAACAGCUCUGUCCUCCAGGUCGCAGAAGAUCGCCCAGGCCAAGUGGGAGUUCCUUUUCGGAAGCCAGAAGAGCCGCUGCAGUAAAGACGCUCCGUCCACGACGCCUCCGACCAGCAGUUCGCCCAGUCCCACCCCACCCUCUUCCCUCCAUCUGAAACCAGCCAAUCAGAGGAGGGGGCGGGAAACCGAGGGACAAAAGCUGUCUCAUCACGAGGUCCAGCAGAUCGACGUGGAACUGGUGACCGCCGACCCUCGAGGCUCCUCCCCCAAGACUGGCAUCAUCCGGCGAACCCUCAAAUACUCGGAGACGGACCUGGACGCCGUGCCUCUGCGCUGCUACCGUGAGACCGACCUGGACGAGGUAAUGCGGGCGGAGGCAGCCGAGGAGGCGGACUCGGCCUUCGGGAGUAACCGCAGUGUCCUCGGAAACUCCAAUUUUAACCCCGCUGACCCCUCCCCAAAAUCUCGCCCAGGUGGAAGGAAGGAGGUUGAUGGGGAGGAGGAGGAAGACGAGGAAGAUGAGGAAGAAGGAGGAGUGGUGAGCUGGGCCAGCGUCAGGAUGCAGGGAGACCGACAGAGACAGAAAGCCAUGAAGGAGGAGGAGGAGGUGCUCAGCCUGCUGCUGAAGGGGUCGCCCGAGUCCUCCGACAGCCACGGGGGCCUCAAGUCUCCGAUCUCCAUCGGCAGCCCCCGCCGACCCUCCGACAGCAACCUGGACUCCUUCAGCCGCCACUUCGAGAGCAUCAUGGAGUCCCACCGGGCCAAGGGCACGUCGUACAGCAGCCUGGACAGCGUGGACCUGCUGACCUCGGGAUCCACGUCCGUAUUCACCUUCGACCUCCCCACCCUCACGCCGGAGAUCCAGAGUCAGAUCUGCGAGAGCGCCAAGCAGAUUAUCGAGCUCAGCUUCGCCCCGCUGGCCCGUCCGGACCCGUCCGCCGCCUCUGAAACGUCUCGCUCCGAACUUGCACUCUGCGCCUCGGGGGCGGGGCUCCGAGGAGGCUCCAAGGACGACGGCGGCCCUCCGGUCAGGUCCAAGUCGGAGAGAGAGUCGUGGCGUCGCUCCAUCCUCAAAGACGGCUUCAGGAAGGCGAGCUCGACACCAGCGCUCCACAGCAGCAUCAGGGAGCGUCCAGUGAAUCGACCGCCCGAGCUGCUCUACCCGCAGGUCGAUGUGGCGGAGCGCCUGGCACUCGGCGGCAGUGACGACACGCUGGCCAACGGCAUGAAGCCCGACCUGGAGGCGGCUAAACGUCUCGCCAAACGCCUCUACAACCUGGAGGGCUUCAGGAAGUCUGACGUCGCUCGCCAGCUCAGCAAGAAUAAUGAGUUCAGUCAGAUGGUGGCCGAGGAAUAUCUCACCAACUUUGACUUCACGGGUCUGACCAUCGACCAGGCGCUCAGGAUGUUUCUGAGGCAGUUUGCUCUGAUGGGGGAAACUCAGGAGAGAGAGAGAGUCCUCGCUCAUUUCUCCAGGAGGUACAGACAGUGCAACUCGGAGAGCCUGACCAGCGAAGACAGCGUCCACACUCUGACCUGUGCCAUCAUGCUGCUGAACACGGACCUGCACGGAAACGUGAGUGAACCCGAGCCGUCCUGCAGCCAGUUCGUCUCCAACCUGAGGACCUCAACAACGGAAAAAUUUCCCAAAGAUUUUCUCCAGACGCUGUACAGCUCCAUCAAGAACGAGAAGCUGCAGUGGACCAUUGAUGAAGAGGAGUUGAGGAAGUCCAUGUCGGAGUUGGCGGACAUUCGAACAGACUCUGCCUCCCACACCAUGAAACGCCUCGGGAGUAGCGGAAACCCGCUGGUGGGCGUGGCCCAUCAGGCCGAUGGCGAGCUGUACAAGAGCGGCUUCCUGGUCCGCAAAGUCCACGCCGACCCCGACGGGAAGAGAACGCCGCGGGGGAAGAGGGGGUGGAAGUCCUUCUACGCCAUGCUGAAGGGUAUGGUCCUCUACCUGCAGAAGGACGAGUACCGAGCUGAGAAGGAGCUGACGGAGGAGGACGUGAAGAACGCCGUGUCCAUCCAUCACUCUCUGGCCAUGCGGGCUGCCGAUUACAGCAAGAGGCCCAACGUGUUCUACCUGCGGACCGCCGACUGGAGGGUCUUCCUGUUCCAGGCCCCGAACGCCGAGCAGAUGCAGUCGUGGAUCACGCGCAUCAACGUAGUUGCGGCCAUGUUUUCUGCUCCCCCGUUCCCGGCCGCGAUCGGGUCCCAGAAGAAGUUCAGCCGUCCUCUACUGCCGGGAUCCAACACUAAACUGUCACAGGAGGAGCAGGUCAAAUCUCACGAGAACCGUUUCAGGGCGGUGUCCUCUGAGCUGUCUGACCUCAACGCCGCUACGCCGGACCGAAAGGUGAAAGGUCGUGAGCUGGAGGAGCAGAAACUCCGACAGGAGUACCUGGAGUUUGAGAAAACCCGGUACGGUACGUACGCCAUGCUGCUUCGGGCCAAGCUGGCGAGCGGCGAUGAGGACCUUUCCGCCUUUGAGGCUCGGCUGUUUGAUGACGGCGGCCUGCAGAGGGCGCACUCCAGCCCCUCGCUGCCCCAGGACACCACCAACAAGGAAAAGACCCGCAGCUCCAAGACGUCAAAGAGCCUGAAGGUCACGUCCUCCUCGACCUCCAAGGCCGGCGGCAGCAGCAGCAGGGAGGCGAGCAAGAAGAAGAACGGCGGUGGGAGCGGCCAGCGGGCGGAGCUGGAGAAACAGAGCAGCAAACAGGAGGAGGCGCCGUAAACGGGUGAGGACGGUGUCGUGUAAGUGUCAUGUAGCUGGAGACGGACGCGGAGCAUCAUGGGUAGCAGGCUGACAUCCUCCUUUAAACCUUUUCUGUUAAACCUCAGUCGCCUGAUUGGCCGAGACGUUCGAGGUCCGCGGGAGAGGAGACGCCGGUCAGGUCUGAGGGCGACCCGAUGGGCGAGUCGUCCAGGAAACACUAACACGGUUCAUCGCUCAGCCGUCCCUUUAUUUCCCAUAGGCCUCAGCAGGAACGGACAGCUGCAGACUUUCAGAAUAAAAGCUUUACUUCCUGCUGGAGUGUGAGUAGCCGCUCGGCUUUCAGCUGCAGCGGGAACUUUUUAUUUUAGUCCUCGACCUCGCCGCCGCCGCCGCUCUGCUUCUCCCAUUAACCCACGGGGGAGCGGGUUGCCAUGUCGACGGUAUGUGACGGACAGAGUGCGUGGGACUGUUGCCAUGGCAACCGAGCAAAGGGGACAAGAGAGCGAGAGAUAAACAAACAGACAAACAAACAAAGGGAGCGGCCACACAGGAACGCCGAACCUCCUCGUCCUCUGCACUCCACUGAGCGCGUGCGAGUGAGUGUGAGUGUGAGUGUGUGCACAGUAAUCACAGUAGUGCUGCGUUGAUGUGUAAAUACAGCCUGAACAUGCUGGAUGGAGACGGGUUUUUAGUUUUUCCGACUUCUGCUGGAAAAAACAGACUGUACGGAAGACCAUUAGUGACCAAAAUCUGCUGAGGGAACAAAAUAAAACUUCAGGAGUUCACACUGCAGGGAGCCAGGUGUCUUAUUUAUUCAGAUUUUGAUGUUUUGUUGUUUGUACUACUUGAAAAUCUUUAACUUUAAAAACCACAAGUUAAAAAUCUCAGUGUGAACUUUUAAAUAAAAAUAUGAGGAUAAAUCCUGGAGCCUGUUAAAUCUUACAUGAGUUAAUUCUAAAUGUUAAGAGAGAAAUUUUGGAAAAUCGAACAUUUUUGGUGAGAGUAUGUUUAAUUUUUUCUCUUGUUGAAAAAGUCGGAGUUGGUUUGCAGCUGGUUUCACUCUGUGGGUUUUGUCACUAAUGGGCUUCCAUAGUUUCUGUGUGUGCAUGAGUCCGUCCACCUCAUCGUCAUGAGGACGGUGUUCUUCUUCAUGUAAAUCUCAUUUAACAUGUUUGUAAAGUGCUGUGGACCAAACAGGUGACAGGUGGAUUCGGUCACAUGACCGUAGGAGAGGAGGAGUUGAGCGUUAUUAUUGUGUAAACCUUCCUCGUCGUUGACAUCCAGGAAGAAGCACCUGACAGCUUUCUGUUAAAGAGCCGUUUGUUUCAAAUCCUGACCAGCGUGCUGAUGUUCAGCAGCAGUUUCCUCUUUCAGCCACCAGGGGUCGCCAGAGUGCUGUAAGCGUCCACCAACAUGUUCUUCACUGGCGGAGGUCGUCAGUCAGGGUGUUAAUGUGACAGCGUGGUCUCGUCUGAGCUCAACGCUGUGUGGAAAUGUUGUUUCCCACUUUCAGAGUUCAGAUUACAGCCCAGAGCGUCUCUGACACCAUGACUGAAAACGAGACGUGUGCCAAAAACUGAACAUUAGUCCUGAAUCACAGUGUUGAUGGACGUGCGUUCAACCAGAGGGAUCUAAUCUGCUCUGUUUACAUCCAGGUUCUGAGAAUAUUAUAAAUAAUCUACACAAUCCUAACGUCUCCCUCUGAUCCGGUGAAGAUGACUUCCUGUUCAGUAGGUCCUCUUUUAAUUCUGAAAUAAGUGCUGACCUUUAUUUUUUAGACAGUAAAAUCUGUGACUUCAGGUGGAUUUGAAUAUUGGCACUCUGUGACUUCUGUACCUCAGCAGGUCUGAAGCUCAGGAACAGGAAGUUUUUUAUGUAAAGCUGCGGAGUUUGCACGAUGCAGCUCAUCAGGCUGACAGUGACGGGGAUGGCCUCCAGGUGGCAGCAGAGGAUCAAUGUUGAACUCUAACGUCAGGGAAAGGCUCUGAAGCUUGUUGGCCACGUAAUGCUGGAACCGCCGGCGUCGUCUGUGGAGGAAACUCGAGGCUGUGGAAAAAAGGGGAAACGGCAGCUUCCACGCUGAAAUCAGGCAAAACGUUCUGGACUAUUAUCUCCAGAACAAGCGUCUCCACGCCAUGUUUCAGCUGCAGGUACAACGCCACAGAGGGAACAUUUCAAAGGUACCGAACAGGAAAUCAGUUCUUUGUGAACAUUUUUACCUCAUAACAUGAAACCCGGGUCACUGGGAGUCUUUAUGUGACUGAAAACAAGGAAAAAAACGCUUUUAGGUAUUCUGGACACAAGAAGUCCGCUCAGUUUAAGCUGGCGUCUUGGGAAAAACCUGAAUCCAUCCCGAGUUUUAACCUGCAUUCUGUCUAAUGUCCAGCAGGGGGCGGCUUGUAUAGAAGUGAACUUGUGGUCUCAGUCGCAGCUUUCAGGUCUUCGUUUAUAAAACAUUGACUCAUCGUAGUUUUGUCCGUGUUUGAGGUUUGCUCCCCUCGCCUUCUCGCAGUUCCCGACGUGAGGCUGGAAGAUUCAGCUGGGGGCGUCUGUGGCAUCAGCUAACAGGGCACUGCUGCAGAGCUGUGAUUGGUCCAUACCAGGAACACAGCCUGUAGUUAAAAGAUGGACGGCGCUCUGGGGACCGAGUCAUGUUUGGAGCACUUUUGAGGAACUGCGGCUCUGAAUUGUUCGGCUCGUUCGCGUCGCUCUCGUCUCGUUGGCCCGUCUCUGAGCACAGCUCCGCCGGUACCUUUGAAAUGGCUCCGAACCCUCUGCUGAUUCCUGAAGAGUCAGCAUCCGUUUGUUUAAAUCCAUCCUUCAGCUUCUUCUCUUCAACAUCAACACGCCUACGGCUGCAGGAAUCAUUUUUCCAUAUGUAGAUGCAGCGGGAUCUUUCAGAUUAGGAUGAAGGAUGAGGAGGAGGUCGGGGUGGAUGGAGGGUGAACAAAGCCCUCGGGUCUUCUGAGCUCUGGUUGAGGUUCAGGAAACAAUUUUGGUUCAGUGUACAUAAAUCGUUUGUGGGUUUUUCCUGAGCCUGGACCGGGAGCUGCGUGCAGGUGACCGCCGGGCGGCAGGAUUUGGGUCAGCGAUGCCGUGGAUCUCCGUGCGGAGAAAUCGCUGCUUCGCCUGCUAACUUUUCUCGUUUCUGCUCCCGCGGUGCCGACUCCUAUUUAUCUCUCACAUAUCCUGUAACACUCCGUGUAUUUCCGCACUGUGCAACGUGAAGCAGCGUAGGAUGACUUUGUGUGAGCGUCGCGGCCGCUUUCAGCUCUUCGUCUGUGUCCUGUAAAUAAAUGUUCGCAUUAACCUCGAGAAGCCAUAUCGUAGUUGGGCUGGACACCUAGCUAGCGCUCGCUGCGUUUUAGAGCACUUUGGUUUAGAUAUUUUAGAGUGACGCAGAGGUUGAGCCUCCUCAGAGAGGCGGCGCCAUUAAUUUAUUCUGCUCGUCUCUCGAAGGACGACAAACUAGUUCCUGUGAAAACUUGCUUUGUUUUUGGGCUUUGCUGCGGCCUGAAUGUUCGCCGCCGGCUCGCCGAUCGGUAUCUGUACAUACGCUGUCACUUCCUGUGAGGUUUGGUAUUAGUGAAACGCAAACAACUUGUUUGUAUCAUCCUGAAGGCUUCGAGGCAAAAAAUAAAGAGAUUUUCAAAAGAAAA